GCUGAUGUGAGACCCAAGAAACCCACUGGGGUGAAGAUCCAAGAAUGGAAACAAGAAGAGAAGGUAACUCUUCUGAACUUAUCUUUUACUCUUAACGUCUUUGCCUCAUAUUUCUUUAUUUUUUCAGAGUCAAAAGAAAGAUGAUAGCACCGAGACUACCACGACCUCAAAACGCUCGAAGCGUGUGGUCAUCGAAUUCGACGAAGAAAAAGAUGCAAGUUUUAUUUCUAAUGUCAAUAUUAUAACUCUCUUUCAAGUCUAUAUUCUGACAUUUCUUUACCCUCAUAACACAGGAAGAAGAGGAAAGACCUCUUGUAAGAAAGAGAAAAUCACCUGAGACUUCGACCAAAUCUGCUGUCCAAACAGAGGCAGGCGAUUCCCAGGCUCAAAUGCCUAAGAAGAAAAAGAAAGUGAAGCAGAUCGAGCCUGAACCUUCUGUGACGGUCGAGGGUGGUGAGCCAGUCAGGAAGAAAAAGAAGAAGACAAAGUCUUCAAAAGAACAAGGUGAGAAUCAACCUGUUGACGUCCAACCACCUUCGACUGAUGUUGGCGGCGCUGAAACAGAAACUACUCCCUCUAUUGCUGAGAUGGGCAACCUUGUCGAACAACCGGACUUACCACAAGAACACCCUACCGUCGAGGUACAACAAAAUGUUUCUGUAGAAGAAAUACCCUCAUGUGCUCGAACCUCUCCUGCUCCUGAGACGGAUGCAGUGAAUGUUGAGGAACAGGGUGAAGGUCAAGGUAUUGGACCCAGCAGUCCUCAGGGAUCGAGUCAGAGAAGUUCAUCUGAAGAACACUUUUCCGAUGAAGAGGCCAUACAAGAGGCUGAAGCUGGAGGUUCAGACAUUUUCCCAGCGUCUUCGACAUCUAAGCUUUCCGCUAGCAUAGGGAUCGCAGAGGAUACAUUCAUUCAAAUGCAAGACGAAGACCCUGCUGCAGCCCUUCGACUCCUGCUGAACACCAGUCAAGCCAACACCUCAAGUGAAAAGAAUCCUGGUGCUUCGUCCUCAUCUGAUGCUGAUAUAACCUCUACAGUACGCCAAGAUUGCCUGCUUUUGAAGUUAUCAAUGGAAUACGCACGGGCAGACGUACUUAAAUCCAUUGAAGAGAACCCUUCUGCUGCUUUUGGGCACCUGAACUUUUUGAAGAAAUUGCAUAACCCCCUUACUUCUGAUGAAAUUCUGGGCAAAGUUAUACAAAUCGAGUCCAUUAUCGAUCAAUUUGCAAAUACUGUGCAGAAAAAACGCGAAAAUGGCGCCAGACUCGAUGCCCAGAAACAGGCACAUAUCCUUCUGCUCGAGAAAGCCCGAGCGGCUCAACGUGAAGUCGAGCGUCUCACCAAAGAGGCGAAAGAAGGAUCUUCUGAGAUCAAAGCCUGUGAUGAUAAUAUCUCCUCCUGGGAGGCAACUAUUACAAAUUUGCUGUCUCAGGUCGAUGAUCUAAGGCAGAAAAUUGUAACAGAGCAGGCCAAACGCAAAGAACUCCAGGAGAAGGCCGCUGAUUCGAUUCAGAAGCUGGUUGCCGAAAAAGGGAGGGAAGGCCUGAAGGCCUUUAGUGCAUCUCAAGCGGUAGCAGAUGAGGCGAGAGCUAUGGAGAGUGCUGACCAGGUUUUAAGCAAAGAGAUGGCCACCUUGAAGAAGCUAUAUGAGGAUUUGAUCAUGACUUAGUAGAAUUUAUGAUUUUUUAUUUCGAAUUCUGUAUUUCGAUUCUACUCUUGAUGUAAUAGACACAUGCCCUUUCGUAGCAAUUUUAC
Messenger RNA from Glycine soja, 1756 nucleotides. RefSeq lists its product as uncharacterized. Bases 390 to 1670 code for a protein of 426 amino acids. The record is from RefSeq and is a predicted model, not a curated record. Lineage: Eukaryota; Viridiplantae; Streptophyta; Magnoliopsida; Fabales; Fabaceae. The transcript has 2 exons.